ACCCUGUGGCUUCCGACGCCCUGACAACUCAAACCAUCCGCCGCCACCACACACCGUCGUCGUCGUCGCCGCCGCCACUCCCGCCGUUCUUCCUCGCCGACCUCCACGGAGCCGCUCCAAAGCCUUGGCCGCCAGCCUCCGCCUCCACGGAACCGGAAAAGAUUUCUCGUGUCUCCGCUUCAGAGCUGAGCUCACUGCAUUUCUGCAGUGUCUCUGCACUUCAGAGGUUCAGAUCAGACCCUACCUGUAUGCAGUGACCGGAUAGUUUUGAUAAUGGGAGCCCGCAGCCAACUUUGGUCGAUCGCCAAGAUGUCGGUGACCGGGGGUGUAAUCGGCAUCACCAUUUCCGACCGCUACGUCACCGUGGUCGCCAUAAAGGGCCAUUCGAUGCAUCCCACCAUGACGGCCACCGACAGCGCCUUGCGAGGUGACAUCGUGUUGGCGGAGAAGGCCUGCCUCGACCAGUACAAAUUCUCUCGCGGCGAUGUGAUUUUGUUCAAAUGCCCUAGUAAUCACAAGGAAGUGUUCGUCAAGAGACUGAUUGGCUUACCUGGUGAGUGGAUACAGCUCCCUGCGUCUUCUGAGAUAAUUAAGGUCCCACAGGGGCAUUGUUGGGUUGAAGGGGAUAAUGCUGCUAGAAGCUGGGAUUCGAGGUCAUUUGGUCCAAUCCCUUUAGGCCUAAUAAAUGGGAGGGUCACCCACAUCAUCUGGCCGCCGUCAAAGAUCGGCAGAGUGGAGAGAAAAUGGCCCGAAGAUAGAAUUCCGCCGUUUUGAUUCAACUCCUCGCUGCACGUGAUGAUGAGUUUAGCCUGUUUUAUGGCUACCAGAAGUUUAGCUACCCGUUGUUCAAGUUUUGGUGAGAUUUGUUCCGAAAUUUCCUUUUGCCCACCAUUGUUGUUGCUGUUGCUUACCCGUGUAAACAAUUUUGUCUUCGAAUUGGUCGAAUGUAAAACCUCAAUCGAGACCCUUCACGUUCGAUCAUUUGUUUUGUAAACAAAUACAGCUUGGCAAUGGACCUUUGCAACUUGUUGUA
Molecule: messenger RNA, 1033 nt
Organism: Triticum dicoccoides
Lineage: Eukaryota; Viridiplantae; Streptophyta; Magnoliopsida; Poales; Poaceae
Product: mitochondrial inner membrane protease subunit 2-like
Exons: 5
Coding region: 274-774 (166 amino acids)
Cellular component (GO): membrane; mitochondrial inner membrane peptidase complex
Molecular function (GO): serine-type endopeptidase activity
Source: RefSeq, a predicted model, not a curated record